GGUCUUUGCGAUGACGUUGCCUGCUACUGUGAAUGGUUACCCAUGGGAGUCAUGUCCAACGUGGUCGCUUAUCGGACUUCCGUUCCACGCGCAUUCCCGUGUAAAAUUAUUACGCAGGACUCUGCCUCGCGCGACUGAAUUACGACUUCGGGCUCACACUAUCUGCAAAUGAUUCAACGAACACAUCGCAGCGUGACGGUGGUCCACUUUGCACGGCGCAGCUGGAGCAAUGUCCGUUAUACCAUAAGGAGAAUGCCGCUCAUAUUGCGACCAGCUGGACAUGUGAGCUGGAUGCAAAAACAACACACUAGGUGGAUUCUAAAUUGGCAUAGUAUUAUCCGUGAGUGGCUUCUAUAUCUUGCCCUUUGGUGCCUAAGCCUGCUUUUCAAUGGAGCGUUUUUUUCGCAUGCCGAUCAAUGGUUAUGCCCGGCGGCAACGCACGCGACAGCACUGCGCAAUCAAUGCCGAGUGUGUUUAUGGCCAAUUGACGCAGGAUCAUGGUGACCGCAGACUUAGAGCUGGCCGUUACGGCAUCAAUACCAUCUGUACAGUGUGAUCCAGACACCCGCUUAUCCACUUCUCAAUGAAACUAUUUACCUUAUCA
This is a messenger RNA of Laetiporus sulphureus 93-53, 604 nucleotides long. RefSeq lists its product as uncharacterized. Lineage: Eukaryota; Fungi; Basidiomycota; Agaricomycetes; Polyporales; Laetiporaceae. The coding region runs from base 169 to 504 and encodes 111 amino acids. The record is from RefSeq and is a predicted model, not a curated record. The transcript has 3 exons.